CACUCUGUCACACACUCACUCAUUCAGAUCAAAAACACAAUUUUGGGGAAAAAAAAAAUUGAAUUUGACUCAUUUGAGAAUAGAGAAAUGGCGGCAACGGAGGCAGCAGGAAAGUUAGCGUACAGAAUAUACAGAGCAGUGAGCUACGGUGCAGAGCCGGUGGUGAAUCUUCACCUACGGUGGCGCAGACUUCGUGGCCGCGAACACUCUCUCCGCUGGACCGAGCGAUUGGGCCUUCCUUCUCUCUCUCGGCCCACCGGCCCACUCCUCUGGUUCCACGCCGUCUCUCUAGGUGAAGGAAUUACGGCGAUUCCGAUAAUCAAAGAGUGCAUGAAGCAGAGGCCUGAUGUGAACGUUUUGAUGACUACUACAACAGUGUCUGCAUUCGAAGUAAUAAGUAAACGGCUUCCAAGUGGUGUCAUAUAUCAGUUUGCCCCACUUGAUACUCCUUCUGCAGUUGGUGCUUUCCUUGACUAUUGGAAGCCAAAUGCAAUCAUCCUAAUAGAGAGUGAACUAUGGCCAAAUCUUAUUAUGGGUGCCUCAGAAAAUGGUAUAGUGCUGGCAUUGUUGAAUGCUCGAAUGUCUUCAAAAUCCUUUAAAAAAUUUUCGGGACCAUUGCUUCUUCCACUGAUUUCAUUGAUGCUGUCAAAGUUUUCUUUGAUUGUCCCCUUGAGCACUAUGCAAGCGAUCCACUUCCAACUACUACAAGCCUCUCCUUAUAUCAUAAAAUUUUCCAAUGACCUAAAAUAUGCGGUAGAAGAAUUUGAUGCUUCAGAGGGAGAGUUAAGAAGUAUACAGGAUCUGAAGUUACAGCUUGCCCACAGGCAGGUUUGGAUGGCCUCUUCCAUACAUAGGGGUGAAGAAGAAAUAAUGCUAGGAGCUCAUAGAGUGCUCACGGAAAUGCAUCCAGAUAUAGUCACUAUACUUGUGCCUCGCGAUCCACAACAUGGACUAGAAAUUGCUCAAGAACUGCAGAAAGCAGGGCUAAAUGUAGCUUUGAGGUCUCGACAAGAGAACCUUAAGCCAGGAACUAAUAUAUACAUUGUGGACACAUUAGGUGAGUUGAGAUACCUGUAUAGGUUAACUCCAAUAGCUGUAGUUGGAGGUUCCUUCUUCUCUGGUUUGGCUGGCCAUAACAUAUUUGAAGCUGCUGCAGCUGGCUGUGCUGUUUUGACAGGUCGUCAUGUUGGGCAUUUCUCACACAUGGUACUAGAAAUGCAACGAUUAAAUCCUUUGUCAGUUCUGCAGGUUUCUGGAAAAUUAGAGCUUGAGAAAGCGCUCAAGGAGCUCUUCAGUGAUGCCAAAGUUCUAGAAGCACGCCGCAUGGCUGCAAAACAAGCAUUUCGUGCUUUGUCCACUGGUAUUGUUGCCAAUGUUUGGAGUCUGCUAAAUGUCCAUGUUUUAAAUCAGGCUCUCUGUUAGAAACUUAAUCAAGACUGACAUGCAACAAAAGUAAUGUGAAGGUGAAGACUGUUUUAUUCUACAACAAUGAAGUACUUACCAAUUUAAUGCUGAUUAGUGCGUCUGGAACCUGUCAUGGCUCUUCAUACACUAGGCACAACCUUUCUAGCUGUAUCUUUCAAGUCACACUGAUCUAUACAAUCUCAUUCGGUGGGUGUUAUAUUGGUGGUCCGCUAUGCCAUUGGGUACAUUCAAUUUGGACAUCAACUUUUGUCCAUAUGAGAAGGUGAAAGAGAAAUUUAAGUGGUGUUGUAAUCAUGUGUUACCCUGUACCAAAGUUGCAUCUAGCCUGGAUUUGAGUGAAAUAGAAAGAUAAUUAUGCAAUACAAAUUACAGCUCAUGUCUUUUUUAUACCUUGUACAGUACAUAUUCUUUUGCAUCUGUUUCUAUAAAAUUUAUGUAUUUUUGCACUGACAUUUUGUUUCUUCAUGUGUCUCUACCCACUUCAAAAGGCUGCAUUUGAAAAUGAUACAACUAUAAGGGAAUUAUUUUCUUCCCUUUUUUAAGUAAUUUGAGAAGUUUUGGUACUUUGAAAUUUGUUAUUGGAAGCUUCAAGGGGUGAUAUAAUCCUCUUUCACAUCCAUUAUGGUGUUGGUGUCAAAGGGUUUGGCUGUAGCGAACCUUUUGAUUUGCCUGUUCUUUAGAACUGCAAGCUUGGGAGCUUAAAAGACAUUGGAUAAUGAAGAAGUGUUUAAUGUACAGAGCCUGGUUCAGCAGGAGGCAAUCUCUGCUGUAUUUCUCGUUCCCCGACUGUCGUAGCUGUAUCUCUAGCAUGUUGAUUUUCUUGCAAUUCCUUGAAGAAGUGGUCUAGAGUCCCUCAAUGAGCUCAAUCCCAGCUUUUCCACGGCCCCAUGGCAAGUGAAUUGACUCUCAUUAUUACUGCCUCCAAGGGACUGGAUUAUAUCUUCAAAAAGAAACUCAUCGCAAGGUAUGGCAAGAGGGCCACUCUUGUUAUGAACAUUCUCUUCAUAAGCUUGGUCUAGCAACUGUCGAAUUACUGGGUGGUUCAGGUAAUCCGCUCUUAUAACAAACCUCUUGCUAGCUUCUCCCACUUUUACAGCCAAGUGACCUGGAGGAACGUCCCGGGGGGGUUUCUUUGCUCCGCCUCUGGCAAACUGCCGCCACAUGCAAGCCAUUCUUUUGAGGUCUCAGGUAUGCAUGUGAAGUAUUUGAGAGCUUAGAAUGGCCCAUGGUGGUGUAUUUAUCAAGCAGGGAAAUAUCCUCUACAGUUAGGUCCUAUACAGUUUAUGCUUUUACAUGUCACAACAUCCCAUAUAGACAAAGUUAUUCAAUCAUGUAUCCUGUUAGAAGAAUGACUUAAGAUAACUAGGUUUUGACAAAGUUUUGUUACUGCAUGAAUUGUAGGUUACGUUGCAUAGAACUAUACAUUUUGGCAUUAUGCUAUUGAGGGAUUUUGGGGGUUUCCCUGGUCA
Molecule: messenger RNA, 2894 nt
Organism: Quercus robur (English oak)
Lineage: Eukaryota; Viridiplantae; Streptophyta; Magnoliopsida; Fagales; Fagaceae
Product: probable 3-deoxy-D-manno-octulosonic acid transferase, mitochondrial
Exons: 13
Coding region: 88-1422 (444 amino acids)
Biological process (GO): lipid A biosynthetic process
Cellular component (GO): plasma membrane
Molecular function (GO): transferase activity
Source: RefSeq, a predicted model, not a curated record